AAAUAAAACCUCGCAAUAAAUUGUAACUUCCCUAAAAACAGUAUAGAUAAUUCCACAUCAAAAAACAGAUCGUUAGCAGUGUGCUUCUUUUAAUUUAUGGUACGUGUGGUUAGCGAUGUUGAAGGUUUACUGUCAUCUGUCCAGGUCUUUGUGAUCAUUUUAAAAUUUAGGGAGAUCCUAGGUAAUUUUUAAGGGAUGUUUAUCAUGGGCGGUAAAGGUUUUAUUUAAAAACAUUUAGCACUUCUUUUCCCCGUCCUAAAGUCCAAGCUCGAGUUGGUAAAAAAAAAAUCCAACGACAAAUGUGCCCACUUGAAGUGCACUGUUAAUGCAAGUUUACAAGAACAUAAAUACAUCGUACCGGUGUCGUGCCUCCUAAACGUCUUACGAUAGGAAAGUUCUCCAACAGAGAACCUAGUGAGUCUUCAUAAAAUGUUAGUAAAUCCUUUCACAUUAACGGAGAUCGCCGGCGGUUUGUAUCGGCAGAGAAAAAAGAUGCGUUUCUACCAACAUUUCCGCAAAGGAGCAAUUUUCUCUGAGAAAUCCUUGGUUGAACUUCACCAGACCCUUUUACGGUCCUUCCCGGUAAUACGCAGGCGUAACUUGCGCAGUGGUCCCAUUUUAAAAAAAGAUCCGGUUAUACUAUUUUUAUCUUGCUCUUUUGUUACGUCGGAGUAAUGUUUAAUAUCAGUCCAGCUACUGGUCUGUGGCUGUUUUCUUCUGGUAAAAUCGCUCUUGCGUCCUCAGCUUUUAUCUAAGGUGCAGAAGGUAUCACAGGUUUGGAAAUAGCGCCGGAAAAAUCGAUCCGCGGAGUGAGACGGUUCGUACCACACAGCAAGGCUCGGAGGUCAAGAUGGUGGUUGUAAAACUAGGGGUCGUGGCGAUUGUUUAGCAUUAAGGCCCGACAUGGAACCGGGGUGUGACGAGUUCCUGCCGCCGCCUGAGUGCCCGGUUUUUGAGCCUAGCUGGGCUGAAUUCCAAGACCCGCUAGGCUACAUUGCGAAAAUAAGGCCUAUAGCUGAAAAGGCUGGUAUCUGCAAAAUCCGCCCACCCGCGGACUGGCAGCCUCCCUUUGCAGUAGAAGUUGACAAUUUCAGAUUUACUCCUCGCAUCCAAAGGCUAAAUGAACUGGAGGCCCAGACUAGAGUGAAAUUGAACUAUUUGGAUCAGAUUGCAAAAUUCUGGGAAAUUCAAGGCUCCUCAUUAAAGAUUCCCAAUGUGGAGCGGAGGAUCUUGGACCUUUACAGCCUUAGUAAGAUUGUGAUGGAGGAAGGUGGGUAUGAAGCCAUUUGCAAGGAUCGUCGGUGGGCUCGAGUUGCCCAGCGUCUCCACUAUCCACCAGGCAGAAACAUUGGUUCCCUGCUACGAUCACAUUAUGAACGCAUUAUUUACCCCUAUGAAAUGUUUCAGUCUGGAGCCAACCAUGUGCAGUGUAACACACACCCGUUUGACAAUGAGGUAAAAGAUAAGGAAUACAAGCCCCACAGCAUCCCCCUUAGACAGUCUGUGCAACCUUCAAAGUUCAGCAGCUAUAGUCGACGGGCAAAAAGACUACAGACUGAUCCAGAGCCUACAGAGGAGGACAUUGAGAAGAAUCCAGAGCUAAAGAAGUUACAGAUUUAUGGGCCAGGUCCCAAAAUGAUGGGCUUGGGCCUUAUGGCUAGGGAUAAGGAUAAGACUGUGCGUAAGAAAGUCACAUGCACCCCGGCUGUUACGGUGAAGGACCAGCGAAGUGGAGAUGGGAACAUGUCAUCAGCAUUGCUCAAGCAGCACUAUAGCCUAGAGCCCUGCACUAAGACGACUAUGCAGCUACGAAAGAAUCACAGCAGUGCCCAGUUUAUUGACUCGUAUAUUUGCCAGAUAUGCUCUCGUGGGGAUGAAGAUGAUAAGCUGCUUUUCUGUGAUGGCUGUGAUGACAAUUACCACAUCUACUGCUUGUUGCCACCCCUUCCUGAAAUCCCCAGAGGCAUCUGGAGGUGCCCAAAAUGUAUCUUGGCGGAGUGUAAACAGCCUCCUGAAGCUUUCGGAUUUGAACAGGCUACCCAGGAGUACACUUUGCAGAGUUUUGGUGAAAUGGCUGAUUCCUUCAAGUCUGACUACUUCAACAUGCCUGUACAUAUGGUGCCUACAGAACUUGUAGAGAAGGAAUUCUGGAGGCUGGUGAGCAGCAUUGAUGAGGAUGUGACAGUUGAAUAUGGAGCUGAUAUUCAUUCCAAGGAAUUUGGCAGUGGCUUUCCGGUCAGCAAUAGCAAACGAAAUUUAUCUCCUGAGGAGAAGGAAUAUGCGACCAGUGGUUGGAACCUGAAUGUGAUGCCGGUGCUAGAUCAGUCUGUUCUCUGUCACAUCAAUGCAGACAUCUCAGGCAUGAAGGUGCCCUGGCUGUACGUGGGCAUGGUUUUCUCAGCAUUUUGUUGGCAUAUUGAGGAUCACUGGAGUUACUCUAUUAACUACCUGCACUGGGGUGAACCAAAGACCUGGUAUGGUGUACCCUCCCUGGCAGCAGAGCAUUUGGAAGAGGUGAUGAAGAGGCUGACACCUGAGCUGUUUGAUAGCCAGCCUGACCUCCUACACCAGCUUGUCACUCUCAUGAAUCCCAACACUUUGAUGUCCCAUGGUGUGCCAGUUGUCCGCACAAACCAAUGUGCAGGGGAAUUUGUCAUCACUUUUCCUCGUGCUUACCACAGUGGUUUUAACCAAGGAUACAAUUUUGCUGAAGCUGUCAACUUUUGCACUGCUGACUGGCUACCUGCUGGACGCCAGUGCAUUGAACACUACCGCCGGCUCCGGCGCUAUUGUGUCUUCUCCCAUGAGGAGCUCAUCUGCAAGAUGGCUGCCUUCCCAGAGACGUUGGAUCUCAAUCUAGCAGUGGCUGUGCACAAGGAGAUGUUCAUUAUGGUUCAGGAGGAGCGACGUCUACGAAAGGCCCUUUUGGAGAAGGGCGUCACGGAGGCUGAGCGAGAGGCUUUUGAGCUGCUCCCAGAUGAUGAACGCCAGUGCAUCAAGUGUAAGACCACAUGCUUCUUGUCAGCCCUGGCCUGCUACGACUGCCCAGAUGGCCUUGUAUGCCUUUCCCACAUCAACGACCUCUGCAAGUGCUCUAGUAGCCGACAGUACCUACGGUAUCGGUACACCUUGGAUGAGCUCCCCACCAUGCUGCAUAAGCUGAAGAUUCGAGCUGAGUCUUUUGACACCUGGGCCAACAACGUGCGAGUAGCCUUGGAGGUGGAGGAUGGCCGUAAGCGCAGCUUUGAAGAGCUAAGGGCACUGGAGUCUGAGGCUCGUGAGAGGAGGUUUCCUAAUAGUGAGCUGCUUCAGCGACUGAAGAACUGCCUGAGUGAGGUGGAGGCGUGUAUAUCUCAAGUCCUGGGGCUAGUCAGUGGUCAGGUGGCCAGGAUGGACACUCCACAGCUGACCUUGACUGAACUCCGGGUCCUUCUUGAGCAGAUGGGCAGCCUGCCCUGUGCCAUGCAUCAGAUUGGAGAUGUUAGGGAUGUCUUGGAACAGGUGGAGGCCUACCAAGCUGAGGCUCGUGAGGCCCUGGCCACAUUGCCGUCUAGUCCAGGGCUAUUGCAGUCCCUGUUGGAGAGGGGGCAGCAGCUGGGUGUAGAGGUGCCUGAAGCCCAUCAGCUUCAGCAGCAGGUGGAGCAGGCGCAAUGGCUAGAUGAAGUGAAGCAGGCUCUGGCCCCUUCAGCCCACAGGGGCUCUCUGGUCAUCAUGCAGGGGCUUUUGGUUAUGGGUGCCAAGAUAGCCUCCAGCCCUUCUGUGGACAAGGCCCGGGCUGAACUGCAAGAACUGCUGACCAUUGCAGAGCGCUGGGAAGAAAAGGCCCAUUUCUGCCUGGAGGCCAGGCAAAAGCAUCCACCAGCCACACUGGAAGCCAUAAUUCGUGAGACAGAAAACAUCCCUGUUCACCUGCCUAACAUCCAGACUCUCAAAGAAGCUCUGACUAAGGCACAAGCUUGGAUUGCUGAUGUGGAUGAGAUCCAAAAUGGUGACCACUACCCCUGUCUGGAUGACUUGGAGGGCCUGGUGGCCGUGGGCCGGGACCUGCCUGUAGGGCUGGAAGAACUGAGACAGCUAGAGCUGCAGGUAUUGACAGCACAUUCCUGGAGAGAGAAGGCCACCAAGACCUUUCUCAAGAAGAAUUCUUGCUACACACUGUUGGAGGUGCUCUGCCCAUGUGCAGACGCUGGCUCAGACAGCACCAAGCGUAGCCGAUGGAUGGAGAAGGCGCUGGGGUUGUACCAGUGUGACACAGAGCUGCUGGGGCUGUCUGCUCAGGACCUCAGAGACCCAGGCUCUGUGAUUGUGGCCUUCAAGGAAGGGGAACAGAAGGAAAAGGAAGGUAUCCUGCAGCUGCGUCGCACCAACUCAGCCAAGCCCAGUCCACUGACACCAUCCCUCAUGGCCGCCUCUGCGACUUCUAUGUGUGUGUGUGGCCAGGUGCCCAUUGGGGUGGGAGCUCUGCAGUGUGACCUCUGUCAGGACUGGUUCCAUGGGCAAUGUGUGUCAGUGCCCCGUCUCCUCACCUCUCCAAGGCCCAGUCUCACGUCGUCUCCACUGCUGGCCUGGUGGGAAUGGGACACAAAAUUCCUGUGUCCACUGUGUAUGCGCUCACGACGGCCACGCCUAGAGACAAUCCUAGCCUUGCUAGUUGCCCUGCAGAGACUGCCUGUGCGGCUGCCUGAAGGUGAGGCUCUUCAGUGUCUCACAGAGAGGGCCAUUGGCUGGCAAGACCGUGCCAGAAAGGCUCUGGCUUCUGAGGAUGUGACUGCUCUGUUGCAACAGCUGGCUGAGCUUCGCCAACAGCUACAGGCCAAACCUAGAUCAGAGGAGGCCUCGGUCUGCACUUUAGCCACUGCCUGUGACCCUAUCAGAGGAGGCAGUGGGAACACUGUUUCUAAGGUCCAAGGGCUGCUGGAGAACGGAGACACUGUGACCACUCCUGAGAACAUAGCUCCAGCAAAGGGCUCUGACCUGGAGCUACUGUCCUCACUGUUGCCGCAGUUGACUGGCCCUGUGUUGAAGCUGCCUGAGGCAAUCCGGGCUCCCCUGGAGGAGCUCAUGAUGGAAGGGGACCUGCUUGAGGUGACUCUGGAUGAAAACCACAGCAUCUGGCAGCUGCUGCAGGCUGGACAGCCUCCAGACCUGGACAGAAUUCGCACACUUCUGGAGCUGGAAAAGCUUGAACAUCAAGGGAGUCGGACAAGGAGCCGGGCUCUGGAGAGGCGACGGCGGCGGCAGAAGGUGGAUCAGGGUGGAAAGGUUGAGGAUCUUGUUCAGCAGGAGCUGCAGUCAAAAAGGGCUCGGAGCUCAGGGAUUACAUCUCAGGAGGGCCAAAAAAAAGAACAUUUUCAGGAGAAAGCAGACCGUGAAAAUAUAUUCCUGACACCUUCCACAGACAACAGCCCUUUCUUAAAAAGAAACCAAAAUAACUUACAACACAAGGAUUCAGGCUCCUCAGCUGCUUGUCCUUCUUUAAUGCCUUUGCUACAACUCUCCUGCCAUGAUGAGCAAGAGUUGUGACAGUGGCACCAAAGGUCAUUUGUGGUAGUUUUUGUUUGUUUCAUAAAUCGUACUGUCUCCUGGCCUGGACCUCAGAAGGAGCUUCUUGCCUGUUGAUAAUUUUUCACUGCCAAUAUUUGAUAUCCUCACUCCUAGAGAGUUAUUGUUUAAAGGUUGGUUAUUCAAGUCCAGACCCCGAUGCCCAGAAAUGUCUUGCCAGCCACAUUCCUGCUAGCAUACAGGAGUGAUUUUGUAAGCCAGUUCCAUUCUAGUCUGAAUAGAGACAAACAAAUCUUGAGGAAGCCCAAGUGCACCCCUUUUUUUUUUCCCCACCACCCUCUUUCUGUACUUCAAUUUUUGUUUGUUUUUUGUUUUUUUGUCCCUGUCAUAAAAUAUUUUGGUGCUUCAAAACUUGUACUUUCAUCGUACCUCCUUUUCUCUCCUUGGGUCUUAUUGUAAAAGGAAACAGUGUAUGGUGUAAUUACUUGUAAAGACCAAUAAGAAUAGAGAAAAAAGAAUUUCAUGACUCUACCUGUGGUCUAUUUUUAAUUUCUUUUCUUAAAAAUAAAACAUUAAGUGUGUUUGGAGACUGUGAAAA
Molecule: messenger RNA, 6100 nt
Organism: Macaca mulatta (Rhesus monkey)
Lineage: Eukaryota; Metazoa; Chordata; Mammalia; Primates; Cercopithecidae
Gene: KDM5D
Product: lysine demethylase 5D
Biological process (GO): chromatin remodeling; regulation of DNA-templated transcription
Cellular component (GO): chromatin; nucleus
Molecular function (GO): histone H3K4me/H3K4me2/H3K4me3 demethylase activity; DNA binding
Source: RefSeq, a predicted model, not a curated record